Messenger RNA from Parastagonospora nodorum SN15, 1248 nucleotides. RefSeq lists its product as hypothetical. The record is from RefSeq and is a predicted model, not a curated record. Lineage: Eukaryota; Fungi; Ascomycota; Dothideomycetes; Pleosporales; Phaeosphaeriaceae. The coding region runs from base 1 to 1248 and encodes 415 amino acids. Gene Ontology annotation, molecular function: protein binding. The transcript has a single exon.
AUGCCAAAGUCGACUCGUGCGUCUGCACGCAUUUCCAAGGCACACCACAGAAUUCCAUCAAAAACAAGUCGUACCAGGAGUGGUCGACAACCUUCCCAACAAAAGAACGCACAAUCGUUGAUUGCUGAAGCAACCAGCAAGCGGCGCACGCCAAAGUUGCCACCUCUGGCAUUCCUUGCUCGGUCUCCGGAUGUAAUCAAUGCGGACCCAAACAGACAGGUCCGCCUCUUCGCACUUCCUCAAGAACUGCUAGAGCAGAUCGCUAGCCACCUUCCCCUGGUCUCUGUUAUCUGUCUCACUUUGACAUGCAAAGGAGCUGCUGAAGCGAUUGGAACACACUCAUGGGCCAACUACAAGAAGGAGAAACGGUGGGCCAUGGACCGGAAUGGUUUCAUUGAAUUGUUGGCACGAGAUUGGGGCGACAUUUUAGAAUUUUGCACGCGAUGCGAUACCCUUCAUCCGCCUCUGCAGCCACCCAGGAGCCAUCGUGAGACGAAAUUGACCAAGUGGUGCUUUGGACAAGAUGCGAUCAUCGAUUACCUUCCUCAGGGUGCGUCGCAUGGGUAUAGUCCCGUGUUCCUACACAUUGCCAAUGCGAUGGAAGACUCCAAAGAUUUUAACUCAAAAGGCAAUGUCGGACUGCCAAUUGACACGCUGUCUGAUGAUUUCACGAUCACGGAAAACAACCUCACUUGGAACCUCAACACAUCUGGCCAACGCAUCGUUGGGAAUUUGAUCGUCAAACAUGUGCACACCUUCCGGAGUCGGAAAAGCAAGACAUUGACCGCGAAGGAUCUUCUGACUCUUCCAAUCCGUUUGUGUCCUCACCAGUCGACCACAACAGACAAGCCGGAACGCUCCCGUUACAUCAAAGGCAAAUGCGUCGAGCAGAACGGUAGCCUGUUCACACACGCCAUCACCAUUGCAUUCCCAGUAACGAGUCAAACAUCUGUCAAUCUCGACUCGCUCAAGCCCUUGACACCAUCGGAACAGGCACAAGUUUCUGCAUCACAUGCUGGAGAAGAAGUGCACUGGCGAUGCCGCUCGUGUCCGACAAAAUAUCGCGUGCUGCAUAACAAGGAAGCAGUCGCGAUCACGAGCUGGCACUGCUUUGGGAGAGAUAUGUACCACGCUUCAAAGUAUUGGAAGUGGAUGGUCAGAAGGACAGGGACGACGCUGGGUACAGACAAGAGGAAUGAUGAGUGGUGGAGUCCUUCGAGGACGGUUCCUGACUUCUUUUGUGGAUGA